GCGGCAAAUGUUUGCAACUGUUAGUGCCAACAAAUAAGUUUUUGUGUUUGAACAUAAUUUUUCUGCAUAAAUAUGGCAACUAUAGCACCAAAGGAUGGACCUCCGGAGGUGGUUAAUGCCAGAAGGACAGAGUCUCUUGAUGCCCCACACAUAUUAAGUCUCGUUCAGGACUCUACCAAUACUCUUUUUGGUAGAGUAAAUAUUGUGAAUGUAAUAGAAAAGGCAGUCCUUGCUGUAACACUGUGCAAUGACAGAGAGGAAAUCCUUGGACAUGCUGCUUUUUUUGAUUAUCCAAACACAGAUGUAGACCCAGCCACAUGGGAGACUUGGUUUGAAGACACAUAUGGCAACCAGCAGUGCAAUGCACUAAACUCCCUUUUUAUGCAUUAUUUUGUGGCUAAACCAGAGUAUGCACAUGGCUGUGCAAGAGAGAUAAUUAGAACAGCUUUUAAUGCUGUUCCUGAUAUUCAUUUUCUCUUUCUGAUGGUCCCAAUGGGAGCAUAUCCAGAUUCUGCUCUUGAUGAACUGUUCAAACAAAUGGACAAGAAGGAGGGAUCUCCUGGGGCCGCCAAAGGGGCUGUGUUUGUUUGCCACAGACACAAGCAUGUGCCUGUACUGCAUGUCAGAAAAGCCAGGGUGGAGGACCAUGAUGACUUGACUCCAAUAUUUAAUCGUCAGAGCGACAUGCUUAAGAUGGCCUAUGGAGACUACUUCUUGGCAGAAUUAAUCGAAGCUCAAGAUGAUCACAUGCACUGCCUAGUAGCUGAGGUUGAUGGAACUGCCAUUGGUUUUAUGAGUAUCAGUGAUGAUGUCAAUGUGGACUUACUGAACAACUGUUUUGAGCUUGGGGCACUUCAUGGACUGAGGAAGCCCCACCCAGAUGAUCAAGUGUCUCCACCUGAAACUCCUCCCCCAGAGGCACCCACAGAGGAGGAAAGACCUGGGUCAAAGAUGUCUGAAAAGUCUGCUAGCUCUACAAACAGCAAAACAGAACAAACAGAUGGACAAAACGAAGAAAAGAAACCUGGUAGUCAACAAUCAAGUGGCCAAAACUCCAGAGCUGGAAGUAUGUCAGGUGAUCUUCCAAAAGUCCAAAGUAAACUGAGUGAUGCCCACCUGACAGGGGCCUCAUUAUUGAGUGAUGGGGAGCAGAUGGAGGAGGUGGUCCAUGAUGCUGAGGAUCGGGAAUCACAGGUCUCCAGCAGAAAAAGUUCAAUUAGGGAGGAGACUGUGCAGUCCAGACUAGGAACACCACAGCCUAUCACACCCAUGAGGACACACAAGCGCUUUGUUCCAACUUACAAGGGACCUCUCAAUGCAUUUAGCAUACAACUUUUUUGUAUUGAUGAACGAUACGAAAUGAGAUCAUCAGAUUUUUUGGCUACCUGCUUUUCAUUGUUCCCAGAGCUUAACUUCUGUGUCAUCACUGUACCACAUCUUGUUCCCGAAUUCCCUUUGCUUCAAAGAUUCAUGAGAGUGACCCCAAGAUGUCCAAGCACUUUGUCACAGGAAUUGUACGCCUUCUAUAAGGCUGGCCUGUUAAAAGAUUUCAAAGUGAGACCAGCCAGUACAAAAGACAUGACUGGUGCAGAGAAUCUAGUGAAGAGCAUCCAUCUCAAUGAGAAUAUCCUCAGAGAUUUACAGCAGUUCAACAAAGCCAGGAGAGAUGAGGAUGGAACUGAGAUACAAGCAUUUGUUGCUGAAUGCCAAGGUCAAAUUGUAGGCCUUUCAGUAAUUCGGAGAGAAGAGAAUAUUGAGUAUAUUCGCUCCCAUUAUAACAUUGAAGACUUCAUAUAUUACAAUCAUCAUAAGAGAGAAGACCACGCUCAUCUCCAUCACUUUGCUUUGAACCCAAUAUUUAGUCAUUUAUCUAAGAACUUUAUCAAAGAAAUUUUCCGACAAGGACACAAGACUUGUUUAUAUUAUCCCUUGUAUCCUAGUUAUACACCAAAGGAGACAGUGGAGAAACAUUCUCUGGUGAGUGCUCUUAAUGACAUGGUACCAGUAAGAGCUCGCAGACAGGUUAUUUACCCCCUGGAAAAGCUCGGAAUCAAUGCUCCGUCUGAUCGAGUGCUGAAGGAGAAGGAAUGUUACGCCCUGAAUCACAUCAACAGGAAACUUGUGAUGGAGCCAAAGGUUACAAUAAAUGCAAGAAUAGUUGUAGUGGGAGCAUCAGAUGUUGGAAUUUCAUUUUUGGAGGCACUUGCAUAUUGCCCCCAUCUACGUUUUAACAAUCUGACUUUGAUCUCACCUCACGGCCUGCCUGGGGAGAUGCCUCCUGAUGAACUAAGGGAUCAGAUGUUGGGUCGCUCAUACUGCUAUGAUCAGGACAGUUAUGCCAAAAUAUCCUUAAGGAGCUGGGUCAAUGUAGUAGUGGGUAAAAUGACUGCUUGUGACAGGAAAAAGAAAGUUGUUAUAGUGAAUGGAUCUACAAUGGUUCCUUAUGAUCAUUUAGUUAUGUGCAUGGGACAACAAUACCAAGUUCCUGCCCCCACUGAAGCAGAUAUUGACACAGGGACCACUAACAGUGAGCUGCCCAACUCUCCAGAUAGGCGGUACCUGAAACCGCAACCCAAAAAUCUGUUCACAAUCAAUGACGAGUAUGAUGCUGCAGUGGCUCUAUACUGGAUUGAGAAUUAUUUCCUUAAAUCUAACAAAAAGACCUUAGUGUAUGGCUGUACAUUGGAUGCUUACUGUUGUGUACAGACCCUGUUAGCCAUGGGGAUACCUGGGGAAAAUAUCCAGCUGGUUGAACCACCUGCAAUUUAUCAGUCUACCUGUUUUAAUGACCCCAAGAUUGAUGAAGCUGUGAAACAGGCUCUAGUGUCCAGUGGUGUCCAGGUGCAUUCUGGGUACAUCCUAGCCCAGUGGAAUGAUGGGGAGGAUCCAGCAGAGAUAACAUCAGCUAGCUUUACAUCUGAAAAGAAACCUCUGAGAUUGGAAUGUGGGGCAUUCUUUACAUACUACAAAAGAGCUGUGGACACUGAUGCUUUCAAGGCCAUUAAUGAUGCUUGUCUAGUUUAUGAUGGUAAGCUGGUUAUUGAUGCUGCCUUCCACACCAAUGAUGUAUCAGUCCGAGGGGCAGGAACCAUCACAAAGUACCAGCGCAAAUACCAUGCUGAUCAGUGGAGCCAUGCCAAUUUUAACUCCAAAGAAGUUGGAGUCCAUUUGGCCACUGAAAUGUUGCGACUAUUUGAUCCCACAUUGGACCAGCAGACUGCACCCCCUGAAGAGGCUUUGAAUCUGAUACCCAUCUACAGAACACCAAAAAUACAAGGAGGAGUUUUACCAGGUGGCUACAAUUACCUGCAUGUUGCCAAACCAGGUUUAGAUAUUCCAUUAGCCACUCAGAAAGAACAGCCAGAUUAUGGAAAGGAGUACAUGACAGGUAGCCCAGGAGGUGAUCCGGAGUACUUCAGGAUCCAUAUCAACCAGUACAAUAAUGUAGAGACCCUGACAUGUUUGUCUAAACAGCCUUUUCCAAGUGAAAACUUCAUCUGCUUGUACGGACUGCAUGAAAGGUUUUUGAACAACAUGGUGUCUCGCUUUAAUGAAAAACUCAUUCCAGACUUCUAUGAGUUCUUUAAAGAGACCUGGAGCCUUGCCCUGUACCAUGACAGAUUCUCUGACUUCAGGGAUGAGGUUAGAGAGCUUCUGGUCACAAGCGCAGGUGUCGGAAUUGAUUCCAUUGAAGAUAAAGUCCGAGAGGUAGUGGAUGAAGAUGUCCCCAUGAAUGAGUCCCAGAAAAAGCAGUUGCUAGAAAUAUACGCGUCCAGUGGCUCAAAGCGAGCAGUUGAGACACGCCUCCUCAGUUUCCUAAGCUACAACUACUACCACCUCCCCAUGUAUGCCAAGCCUGGGAUGGUGUAACACAUCACCAUCAUAGACCACUAACAUUUCAAAAUCACUCCUUGAAUAAGAAAGGCACAGUGUGGAAGUGACUAUUUAUCCGUGGUGAUGAAAACCAUUCCAGCAAGAACAGAUUAUUUGAAAAUGCUUUACAAAAGCAAAAUUUUCUGCAUAUUGUAUAGUUAUACUGACAAACCGUCCAGACUUUUGUGAUAUAAUAAUUGUGCUAAGUUCAUAUAUAUUUAUUGAAGAAGAAUGUCACGUGUACAAUUCUCUGUUUUAAUUUGAAUAAA
This is a messenger RNA of Saccostrea echinata, 4142 nucleotides long. Its product is annotated as cilia- and flagella-associated protein 61-like. Lineage: Eukaryota; Metazoa; Mollusca; Bivalvia; Ostreida; Ostreidae. The coding region runs from base 73 to 3870 and encodes 1265 amino acids. The transcript has 29 exons. The record is from RefSeq and is a predicted model, not a curated record.